Lagopus leucura (white-tailed ptarmigan) is the source of this 10399-nucleotide messenger RNA. RefSeq lists its product as uncharacterized. The transcript has 14 exons. Bases 8315 to 9181 code for a protein of 288 amino acids. Lineage: Eukaryota; Metazoa; Chordata; Aves; Galliformes; Phasianidae. The record is from RefSeq and is a predicted model, not a curated record.
GAUGGAAGCACAGAGGCAUUCCCGUGUUCACAUUCCAUGGGGUGCUCUCCAGGUCUGGCAGGAAUAACUCAUGGAGUGUCACAUUUCUUCUCCCAGAAGCAAAUGCUGCUGCUCUCCUUCCUGCCUCACCUUUACCCGAUUCCUUCUGCAUUAGUGGGCUGAAUUUGAUUGCCUAAACCGAACCAUUAAAUGCCACAUGAGGUCCCCUCACGUAUUCCUCUUUACCUGUGGGACGGUCACAAGUUUUCCUCUUUCUGUACUCAUACCUGGGAUUGCCCCAACCCAAAUGCAACUCUCUGAGGUUCACACGGACCCGCUUUCUCAUCCUGUCCAGGUCCCUGUGGAUGGCAACCCUCCCUUCUGUUGUGUCACCUGCAGCACUCAGCUUUGCUGUGGACGCACUCGCUCUCGUCGUCGCUGUCACUGAUAAAGAUGCUCAGGAUUACCAGGCCCAAGAUGCACCCUUGGGGAGCACCACGUCUCACUGGCCUCCACCUGGACACAGAGCCGUUGACCACAGCCCUCUGGCUGCAACCAAUCCAAACAAUUUCUUAUCCAUCCCUCUCCAUUUCAGAUGUGCUGCAGGACCACGUCAGAGGCCUUGCACAAAUCCAGGAGGAUCUGUUCCAUGAUAUCCCAGGCCCAGAGGUGCAGCUUAUCGUCCUGUAGUUCCCCAAGUCUUCCUUUCUCCCUUCCUGAAAGCAGAGUGACGUUUCCCUUUUUCCAGUCAUCACCUGGGCAGCCACAGCUUUUCAAAUACGAUGGAGAGUGGCUCAGCCCCCACAUCACCCCGCUCCUCCAGAACCCUGGGAUGCACAUCAUUCAGCCUCGUGAGGCAGCCUGUGUGCUUACAGAGGGGGGUGCUUCACCCCUGUGACCCCUGCCCAGAGUUUCAAGGAGCAUGAGAGGUGUAGGAGCCUGGUGAAGACCGAGGCAAUGAGCUCACUGUCUAUUUCAGCCUCCUCCAUGUCUGCUUAAGUCACUUCUCCCUUCUCAUCUAUCAGAGAGGUACGCUCUCCUUGGCCUGUCUCUGCUGACCAGCGUGCCUGUAGAAUCCCUCCUUGUUGUUUUUCACAUCCCUUGCUAUUCUCAGCCCAUCCACUUUUUAACGCAGAGGGCAAUUCCCCACCCCUCCUACCUGGCCUAUCCCUUCUGAAACGCUUAGAGCCCUCAAUCAUCGUAUUCCAGUUGUGUGAAUCAUCCCACCACGCUUCCGCAUUAGCAAUUAAGUCAUCAUUUCCUAAUUGCAGCAGGAUUUCCACCUCCUCCUACUUCCAACCCACGGCCAGUGUCUCAACCCCUCAUCUGUGCACCCUGGGCACUGUCAGCUGAAACCGCAGCGUGGGGAGGGCACAGUGCAGCACCAAACCAAGUCAUGGCAAACGCAUUUUGAUGCAUUGAUUGAACGCAGUCUGGUGUGGAAAAAAAAAAUAAAUGCAUCCACGCUUUCCGUUUUGAUGCAGGAAUUUGAGAAUAGUCUUCAAAAUUGCAAAAAAAAAAAAAAAAUUAUAUUAAAUGAUUCACAUUUGCGACUGCAUUUUCAGUUGAUAUAAAUACACGACCUGCAGGUUUUCAGAUGGAAUGUGCAGUCGGGUCUCCGACUCAAAUAUUUGGUCGUGUCUUUUUGCUAGGCUUUUAUCAGGCCUCUGUUAACAGAGAGAAAUGUCCCCUGGCUUUGCUGAAUGUUGUUGGAGACCCAGCACUGGGUGUGAGCACAGUGGUGACACUGACAGUGGUCAGUUCUGCUGGUGGAGGUUUUGACAACGCGGCCUCUUGUUUGUUGCUGGUGGAAACUCACUGCUGAUGGUGGUGAUUGGUGAAAAAUACUGUUUUGUAGCUGAGAAUUUGCUCUGUCAAGCAGAGCUACUGUGCUCGUUGUUGUGGUUUCCAAGGGAAUAAAUAGGAGGCAUUAGUUUUGGAGUGAUCUAUGGCCCGUGGCAAUUCCUCUUCACUCAGUGUAGAAGGUCGGAUGUUCUAGAUCACAAAACUCAAAGCCCUGAGCUCAAAACCAUCCACACAGCUAUUCAAUCAACAGGUCUGUUCUCCUCCUUCUGCCUCAAUCCCAGUCCUUUAUGAAGAAAAAAGGGAAUGGAAACGCACAGCUUCUUCGAUUCUGUCUUGUUUUUACUGAAACUUCGGUCGUAUUCUGCUCAUACAGAAACCGUCCUGUGGGGACAGGGGAGCGUGGAGAGGCACAGCUUUGCCACUGUCACUUUGUGCUGUGCUAAGAAGCAGCUAAGUUUCCUCGUGGUGAUGGCAAAAGUAAUGUAAAGUGGAAAGAAGCUUUCAGCUGGUGGUGUUCUGUAAGGCAGUGAGGCAGCGCCGGGUUGCUUCUCAGUACUGGGGUGCUCCCUGAAGGGUGAGGUGAGGCUGAGCAUGGAGUCAAACAGGCCAAGGGCAUGGGGGAAAAAUGCCCUGUCUUGCAUCAAGAGGCUGUAUUUAGAGGGAGGCUAUAAACGAGAUGAAGAGCGACUGAUUAUACAGUCUGAUAAUAGGGAACGGUUUUAAACUAAGAGGGGAGGUUAAGGUUGGAUGUUAGGAGGAAAUUCUUCACUCAGGGGAUGGGGAGGCGCUGGUACAGCCUGCCCAGAGAGGUUGUGGGUACCCCAUCCCUGGAGGUGCUCAAGGUUGGGUUGGAUGGGACCCUUCCUGUCUGUCCUACUUCCUGUGAUUGAUGCCAUUUGUAGUUGGUGCGUCCCAUUCAACUCUUCUUUUGUACCAGGGCAGGUUCAGUUUUCUCACAUUCCACAAAUUUAGCUUAAGAAAAUGCAAAUCUUUGGGAUGAAAGGAGUGCACCUCUGCGAGCGGUGAGUAAAGGCACUUUGUAUUUGAAUUACAGAUUCAAAUUAGUUAAUUAAGCAUUAAGGUGGGGAAAAACCAGUCUUGGCUGAUCUGCUGCCUGUGGGACAAGUCCUCAUUCUCAAAGCACCACUGAAAUUUUAUACUCAGUGGAAAAUCCCAUCCCUCUCAUCCUUGAAUUCUCUGUAUCUACAGGUACAUGAGAAGGAGCAAUCAAGCCCUCUGUGAACUGUGACUGAUUAAUUGUUGUGGGGUGCUGUAAGAGACUGAGAAGCAAGAGGGCUGAUGUCCCAAAUGCUCCCUAGAAGAGUGAAUUGAGAGCACAGCACUAAGAAAAUAAAGAGCAGUCGGAGGAGAGGCCUAUUAAAAUGGAAGUAACAUCUCUCCAGUGCAUCUGGUCUCAUAAAACUAUGAAGAUCUGGGAGAGAGUGAGACCAACCUACAGCCCCUCCAACCCGCUGCUGUUGGGAAAAGCCAAACCCAACUCACGUUGGAGGGGGCACGACGACCGCCUGGACCCCAGACUCAUUUACAACCAGUGACAGAACUCCUCCUCGGGUCGUGACAGAGGAUUUCAGGAGACCGAGUGUCCCUGGUCUGCACCCCUUCUAUUUGUGGCCAUGGUUGUCAUCACCCACCUGAUGUUUUCCUCUUAAUCAGCACCCACCUGGUGUUCUAAUCUUUUCCAGGUCAAGGAAUUGUAACGUUGAGGUUUAUUGUGGCUUAUACACCUGAACAAGACAUAUGUCAACGCAGCAGUUGAGCCUAUUUGUCACACAGCCCCCAUCCUACCCCCUCCUCUAAUGAGAGGGAAAAUGCUGCUUGCUGUUACUUUGCCUUUUGUGUGAAUUCCUGUCCCAAGGGAGUGCUUAUAUUGACUGCAUGUUCUGGAAGGCCAAGUGGGGACAGGCCCAAAUCUUGCACAGUUGAUGAAACUGAGCAAUGAGCAAUUUGUAACGAGCUGGAGCCUCCACCCUCAUAUCCACCAACACCUCAUAAGCCUCUGCAGCUCCUGUUAGCAUCUAGGAGCUCCACUGAAACUCUGGUUUGGCCCAUGAAUCUAUGCUGUAAUACAGGUUUGUUGGUCUCAAGCUCCACUACAGCCGUUCCUGUGCUUGACCACUGAUCCUCACAGUGUGAGAAACAGGUAGGAAAGCUCCCUGUCACUCCACUCUCCUGCAGGAGUUCAUAAACAUGAAUCAGAUGUGAAAAAAAAGGACAGCAGAACCCUCCAAAUUCCUGGCAUGCCAUGAAGGGCUGUGUGUUACACUGGAGUGAGAAAAGAAACCAACCAACACAAUUUUAUUGAGUUUCAGACUCUGAACCAAGAGAACAAGGCUGCGUGCUGCUGCUUAAUGCUUAUUCCCCAGUUAUUCUCUUAUGAACAGUAACUCAAACAUGAUUUUUUCUUUUUGUUUUCCUCCAAGAAAGCAGCUUACUGUCCCUUCCACAAAGCUGAUUCACCUGAGCGCACACGGGGCAUCUCAGUGUGCGCGGCCACAUUCUGGUGGUGAUGUGGACACUGAGACUUGAUUUAUGCUUAGAAAGUUCUGUGUUUGUUAGGCAGAAGCUAAUUGCUUGCAGCUGGGAGCCUGCUGAACCAGUGCAGUGUUCAGGAAGGAGCAGCUCACGUUCCUCCUGCCAUGCGAGAGCUGGAGAUGUUUCUUCCAUCUUUGCUUUCUUCCCCCUUGCUUCAUGCAAAGGCAAAACUGGAGCUGUCAAGAUCAUCUAGGGAACAGUAUGAGGACUACCAGAUUCGGGUGCGAGCCUAACCAAUCUAGGACCAGAGUUUAGAGACAGGUUGUUCAUUUGGUGCUCAUUUAUUGUCAAUAUCUACCCGCCCCUUUGUAACCAGGAGUUACUUUGUGGAGCCCUUUUAAUUGACGUGCAUAAAAGUAGUGAUGAUGGAGGCACAUUUGAAAUGCUGAGCACGACGACCGGUUGAUUGCUGUGUCCCACUCUCUGUAACCUCACCCUCUAUGACCUCCUUUAUUUUUUCCCCAAUUGCUUUUAGACCCGAAGCACCCCAGAACAUAUUAGGAACGUUCUCGAUACGGGGUUUCGCUUUCUGUUCAUGUAAUUUCCUUUUGUGUUUCUUCAGUGUGUUCUCACAUUUAUUCCUCUAAUUUGUUCUCCAGCUCAUCUUGUGUUAUUCUUCAUUUAUACUGCAGAGUUAUUAGGGACAAAUGCAGCUCACGCCAUAAGCAAUUAUGGUGAAUGUAAGAAGCCCCAAAAGCUGGAAGAGCUCUUAAAAGCCCAGCACUAUUCAGCCACCUGUCCUUAUAAAUACAUUCCUCUCUCCUGCCACAGCUAGUGACAGCUAACAGUAAGAGGUGCAAUCAGUCACAGGUGAUAAGGAGUUUUCUCCCUCUUGAAAAAUGCUUUUUGUUUAACUGAUUUUCAUAAUAUUUGCAUUAAGAUCCAGGUGCAGGACACAUACAUAGAUUUAGCGAAUCAGCAUGGUGCAAGAUGUUUGAAAAUCAUUUAUUUUUUUGGCCCAGGAAGGACGUGAGAGCUAGAAUCUCGUAGCAAUGUACAUUAAUUAAAGCCAGAAAUGCUUAAAAAUGAGAGCUGGCGAUGCAAAGUAGGAAACAACGUGGUAAUUCUUUAACCACGACUCUUGUGGAUGUUUAAGUUGAGACUGAUGUUUCUUCUCCUAGAAUUGUGGUGCUAAGCAGUAAGGACAAUGCACCAUGAUCCUAUUUCCAGCAAGUUAUCAAUUCCCUUCACUUGACAUUCUGUUCAGUGCUCAGUCUUAAACAUUCACAGGCGUGUGCAUCAGGCUUACCGGACUCAAACCCUCCUGCAUCUAAUGGGAAGAAAUGAGAACCUCCACGACCUGAGCAGUAGGUAAAAAAAGUAGAAAGUAGAUCAGUUAAGUGUCUGCAUUACCUGGAUGGACCUCAGAGAGAUGGAAUGUUUGCACCACGCGAGACAUCAGUUCCAAAGUCAAAGGAUACAAAGGCAAAGAAGUGGGCAAAAAAAAUCCUUGCUGCUAACUGUGAAAUAAAUCGCUUUUUGUUUCCGAAUUCACACCCAAUCAACGGAUCCUUCCUGAGAAAUCAUAAAGGAAGGGAGAUGAAAGAAAGGUGCCUGAUGUCCCUGUGAACUGGGGCAGCUGUGACUUUUAUGUCCUGCUCCUGUCCCCUGACAGGAUUGUUGGUUGCUACAACCAACAAGAACUUAAACACCCAUCCUGUGUCAGUGGGCAUCAUCACCACCAUCCUCUUUAAGCACUGAGCCAGUGCCACGUGUCCUUUUAUGCAGAGACUGAGUCUGUGCUAUGAUUUUAUAUUCAGCUGAUGGACCAAAAUUCAACCCAAGCCGCAGAGUCCAUGCGGGGAACAGAAGAGCCUCAGCAACUGAGAAUUCUAGACACUGUGUGAAAGCCUUUUAGGUAAUGUAGGCAUGUCUACUGAAGAUCUCAAAAGACACAGCAACACGUGUAACCAUUAACAUCCCUUACCUCUGGACUCAGAUUGAUAAGGAGAUUAAUAAUUCAUCUUCUCUUGAGAUAAAGCACAUUGAAUAUGGCAGCAUUUCAGAGCGUGCACUAAAGACUGGGUGCAAGCAAAUCACCAGGUGGUAGAUCUCUGCGUUAGCAGCAGGUACAGAAGGUCAAGAGCUUUUUUGAUAAACGAUCCCUGAACUGCUUUUGGGUUUCAUUGUAGGUGUUUGGACCACAGUCUGGCCAUGACACAAUCCAAACCUUUGCUUUUGCUCUCUGUUCAUCCACGCUGUGCAACAACUGCCCUGAUCUGGGAGACCGAGAGCAGCAAAAUUCUGCCUGAAGAUUAAGGACAUGCUCAAUACUGCUAGCAGGCAACUUACAGCACCUUUCAUCAAAAGCCAGCUGGAAGAUGGAUCGAGCACAAGGGGAAUCCUGCCCCACAGAUCUCAAGCCCUUCCCAAGCUGAGUGGAAACACUCGGCCUGUCUUCAUCGUCCAGCACAGAGCAAAGCAACCGUGGUCACGCCGUGCAAACAGCCGAUGUUCUUUGCAGCUCAUCAGCCCUCUGCACUCACACACCUCCAUGCUUUUGGUCCCUCACUGGGCUGCUCUUUUAAAUGCUGCUUCAAGCCCAGCUCCACGCAAGCAAAGCAUCACAGAGAAAUGCAUCUUUCUGAAGGAGCGGUUGGGUGAAUCUUGUGUGGGAGGAAAGUUCUCAUUUCUAAACAGACGAGGCGUUGCUGUGUGCACGAAGCUGUAGUCUGGCCAGGCCAGAGAGCGCUAAGAAAGGGUGAUGCAAAAAUAGCACAGGCUGAUUCUGAGCAUGCAGGAAGUUCAUCACACACCACAGAGUGAGUUCCCAGCACGUGGCAACGUUUUGUGUGUCUCCAGAUUGCGUCUAGCCCUCUGUUGGUCGUCUCUGUGGGCUGAUGCAGGGCCAGAGCUCCCGGUGGCUGAGUUCCUCCAUUCUCAGAGCAGACAGCAGAACUGCAGCCGUGGUCCUGCUCUGCCCCUUGACUUCACCAUCAGCCCUACAUCCAAGCAGGGACACGUUCUCAAUUGUGAGCCCAGAGAAAACGUUUUGUGGGACAGAGGAGUGGGGAGAGGCGCUAGUUUACUUCUACUGCAAGGAAUGAAACUGCAGUGCUGUUUCCUUGCGGUGACAACGGCAGCGAUAGUGAGUGCAAAGAAGUUUUCUGCUGUUGGAGUUCUGCAGGUGAUGGAGAGUGUGUGGCUGCACUCAAGGCUUUGGGUUGUUUGCAGGCUUCUCACUGCUGGGAUGCUCCCUGGAGGGUGAGAUUGGGCUGAGAAUGCAGUCUAAAGAGUAAAGGAGCAGUGGGGAUAUGUGUAAAGCACAGAAGAGAUGCCCUGCCUGGCGCAGAGAGGUUGUAUUUGAAGAGAUCUUGUAAACAAGAUGGACAGUGAUUACACAGUUUGGCAGUGGCAGGACAAAGAGAAAGGUUUUAAAAUAGAUGUGGGGUGAUUAAUGUCAGACACUGGGAAGACAUUCUUGAUUCAGUGUGUGUUGAGGCACUGGCACAGGCUGCCCGGAGAAGCAGUGCCCCAUCUCUGGAGGUGCUCAAGGAUGGAACGUAAGAUUCUAUGAUUCUAUCUAGGUAUAGAUAACUGUAUUAUUUUUAAGGUCCCUUCCAAAUCAAACCUUUCUCUUUUAUGACUCUGUGAAAGACCAGGGGUGGUCAGCAGUUUGGAGGAGACAGAGCAAGGAGGACAGCUGACCUAAAGAAACCAAAGUGACACUGCAUGCAGAAUGAGGCCAUGAUCAGCAAGGAGAUGUGGGGAAAAGAGGGAGAAGGGAGAAGUUUCCUCCCUUCAGGAAACAGGAAACGCGGACCAUGCUGAGGGCUCUACGUGUCCUGAAAUAAAAGCGGUGUCUCUGCUGACGCAGUAGACGCACCAUAGGCUGCAUCACAGCCUCUCGCUGUGAAUAACUCUCCAUCAGCCGCAGAAGCACCACAGGACACGUCCGAGGCUCACAAGACAAACCUGUGACCAUCUGCACCCAGCUCACAGCAAAGCAGGUGCCGGGAGAAGAGAUCUCCAAAAGAUGUGGGUGCAGACGGGAUGGGCCACGCCAUGUCCUCGUGUCUCUGCCCUCCUGCUGCUGGUGCUUGGUACUGGUGGGAGCACACAGAACAUCUGCAGCUCCGGGACUGAUGGUGUUCUCCAGGCUCCUGUCCUGUACCUUAAUGCAUCCAGUGCUCAGGAAGGGGACGUUGUCCUGGCUCAGUGUGUUCUUCAGGACCAGUUUCCUGCUACCCGAAUUGUCUUCUGCAAGGAUGGGUUGGAGGUGUACAGCAUGAAAGCCCAAGAGGGCAAGGUCAUCAACUCUGUGCUGCUGAGCAUCACUGAGAGAAGCAGUGGGACUUACAAGUGUUUGUACGAGCAGAGGAAUGAGAAAAACUGGAUGAGGAUCUCUGUCCUCAGUGCUCCCCGGGACCUGCGUGUCACAGGCCACGUGUCCGGCUCCACAGAAGGGACAACAAGUGCUGUGUCCACAUCACUCCCUUCGGACUCAACCGCACUCCAUCAACCCCAAGCUCUCUGUCCCCACGCCUCCAAUCUGUCCCCAGACCCCAACAACCAGCAGGCCUCCGCAGUCACUGUGCAGAGUGUGGCAUCGGUGACUGUCAUCCUCCUCCUGUCUGCAGCGACCUUCUGGACCGUCAAGAAAGGUACCUGCAGGGAGAGAUGCCGAAGGCAGCAGCACGUUCCCAGCCAGCAGAUGGAAGCCACUGACUAUGGAGAACUACACUAUGCCACCGUUGUCCACUAUCAAAGGGACAAGUGCCAUGUGCUGUUUAUAUUUAACUGUGCAGUCAGAGUUCCAGAUGAAUUUAUGAGUUCACCGGUUUCUGUACAGGUCAGAUUUAAAAGCUCUGCAAGAAACAGUGUGGCAGAUGAACAGUCCUGAGAUGAGUUGUUUCUUCUGUGUUCUGCUUCUGCUCCAGAUGGCUCGUGCAGAAACCCUUGAUGUAUCCAAAUUGAUUGAAGCGAACCACAACCUCCUCAUAGGUGUCACUGCUUUAGUCUCCGUUCUCCUUCUCAUGGCCAUCAUCAUUGCGUUCUACUAUUGCUUCUGUUCAGUUAAUCGUUCAAAGGAUCCUGAAGGAGAUCCUGAAAGAGGUAAAGCGUAGGUUAGAGUAAAUGCUGAUGAUUACAGAUGUCUUCGUUGGUACUUGAUUGUGUAUCUGUUUGGAGUAUGCAUUUCAGAGCUGCUAUGGGACCAUAGGGUGUGACCCAAAUGUGAUUCCCAGAUGCUGUAAGUAAUGAAUUAAAUUGAGAGCACGAGAGAUUUUGCAAGUUUUGAGGUGCCUUGUCUAAUUUCAGACUGAAAUACAGGGUCAUCACCGAUAUCCAAGACUCAUUUGCAGAAAUGCAAACACAAAUGUCAUUUCAGGUGUCGUAAGAUACUGUUUGCCUUCUAAGAAGAUCUGUGCAGCUGUCUGUGUGCCCCUAGCACACCUAAGCCUCUAAAUAUCUUUGUAAGGGAAAGUGAAUCCAGGCCCACACACCCAUUUGCCAUCAAAGGGCAGCUCAAGGAGGCAGCUCUUUUCUCCCAGGGCAGAUCAAAAGAAAGGGGAAGAGGGAAGAUGGAUUCUGGGAGCUUUAGUUGGUACUAAGUUGAAUUUGAAUGAAUGCUCUGUCUUAGCAGUCAAAAAGGACUGAACCCCGUGGGUUCCUUCCACCUCAGGAUAUUCUAUGAUUCUAUUAAUCACUCGUGGAGCUGAGAAUCCAUCCUGGGUGGUCAACUGAAACGAGCACAUUGAAUUUUUCAACUAAUAUUUUUUUAUUUGGAUGGACACAGGAAUAAGAACACCAACCUCUGCUCUUUAUUUCCUCUCUAGGGUCACUCAUUCCUGACAAUUCUGAAGGUAAGAGUUAUGGUGCACAGAGUAGUAAAAAAAUAAUGUCUAUGCCAUAUUCGACUACACCGUAUUCAACUUCUAAUGCAGGAUCUCAGAAGCCAGUUUGUAAGACUGCAUGUGUCUUCCAUUCAAGUUAAUACUGGCAAGAAUCUCCAUGGCUCUGUCAUCUGCUGGAUCUGCUGUGAGAGCAACACCACUGUAAAGGUGGUGAAAGAGUGAUUUUUGUCAACUACCUCUAUUUGCAAGCAGUCACAAAGGAAUUU